GUAACUUUCUUUUUGUCAAUCCUCAUUCCUCGACUGAUCACCUUUUCAUUACAUCUCACCUGCCAUCAUCUCUACCCCUCCCUUUAAAUAUAUUUGUCUUCAUCGCUCUAAGGAUCUUUUCUUAAGUUGUUUUUGGCAUGGAGGGUAUGAACAGAAUUGAGCCUCGGAGGAGUCUAGAGGCGUCUCCCUCUCAGUUGACAAGUGUAAAUUACAUAUGGAGUUCUGUGGUGGCAGAGACUACCUCUAAUGAAUGGACAGAUGAAAAGCACAGUUAAUACCUUAAUUCCAUGGAAGCAUCAUUUAUUAACCAGUUAUAUGAUUCUGUGAAUCUUGUUGGCUGGAACUCACAAAAGGAGAAAUUGGAAAGACCAAAAUCAUCAAGGCAAAUACACUGUACCUCUUCUGGCCAGUUUAAAGUUCUUCGAGGUGGUUGCUGGAAGAAGAUCAAUUUCGAAAGACCUGGAUUUCAACCUAAUAAAACUAAUGGCUCUCGUUCUUUUGUGGGAAGCCCUUGCAUCCAGCAGUUCAGAUCUGGAUCUAAGUCAUGUGUCUUAGCCUCCUCUAGUCUUCAAGGCAAUGCUUCAACCAGAGAGGUGUCUGAUCAGAACUUCGUAGAUGAGGAAAAAGGUGAAAAGGCUAGCAAUGAGAAUGUAGCUCCAAGAAGCUGACAUCUUUGGUAACUGUUGCUUCAUGUAAUGAUGAGAUCAAAUUGUUGGCAUUGCCAUUGAUUAAUGAUCACCUCUUUAGUCCUAAGUUUCUGAAUACUUUUUCAUUUUUCUGUUUUUUAGUUUCAUCCUUAAGGCGAAGCCUGCUUUAGCAGAAGUACCUAGCUUAACAUGUAUUGGCACGGCAGCUAGAUAAAGAGCUUCCACCAGUGAAUAUUCAUUUGGAAAAUAGCAGAUGUUUUGUUUAGUUACAUCCUGAUAUAGUAAGCAAACCCAAGGAUACUCUAUAAAUAUUAAAAACUAUUGUGACUUCAUACUUAA
Molecule: messenger RNA, 986 nt
Organism: Gossypium arboreum
Lineage: Eukaryota; Viridiplantae; Streptophyta; Magnoliopsida; Malvales; Malvaceae
Product: cold-regulated protein 27-like
Exons: 4
Coding region: 288-668 (126 amino acids)
Biological process (GO): regulation of circadian rhythm; response to cold
Source: RefSeq, a predicted model, not a curated record